Messenger RNA from Telopea speciosissima, 1664 nucleotides. RefSeq names its product organic cation/carnitine transporter 1-like. Bases 1 to 1623 code for a protein of 540 amino acids. NCBI's taxonomy places the organism in Eukaryota, Viridiplantae, Streptophyta, Magnoliopsida, Proteales, Proteaceae. The transcript is spliced from 2 exons. Gene Ontology annotation, molecular function: transmembrane transporter activity. Gene Ontology annotation, biological process: transmembrane transport. The record is from RefSeq and is a predicted model, not a curated record. Gene Ontology annotation, cellular component: membrane.
AUGGAAGAACUGCAGGAGCUGGUGACCCAUGAACUCCAUGCAGGAGGAAGAGAAGCUGCCGGAACUCCGCCGCCGCCGGCGGUGGAGGAAAUAAUAUCGACAAAGCUCGAGCUAACUGUCGACGAAGUGAUCGAAGAGUACAUUGGGUCGUUUGGGUUUUCACAGCUGAUUCAUGUCUUCUUGGUGUCUCUGGCUUGGAUUUUUGAUUCACAGAACACCUUGGUUACGAUCUUCAGUGACGCUCAGCCGUCGUGGACGUGCAAGGGUGGUGGGUCAUGGUGUGACCCAGGUUCGACCGGGUCGAUCUGUCAGGUCGAACCUGGUUAUUGGGAGUGGAUAGGAGGGAACGGCAGCUCAACGAUAGCUGAGUGGGGACUCGUCUGUGACCGGAAGUUCCGUGCUGGCGUUCCAGCGUCCUUGUUCUUCAUCGGUUCGCUCUUGGGAUCUGCUGCCUAUGGCUACCUAGCAGACUCAUAUCUAGGAAGGAAGAAAGCAAUGCUCCUCGCAUGUCUCUUAACAUCCAUAACUUCCUUCCUCACAUCCUUCUCUCCUAAUGUAUGGAUCUACGCCCUACUUCGUUUCUCAAAUGGUUUUGUCCGAUCUGGUAUCGGUAUCUGCUGUCUUGUCCUCUCCACAGAAAUUGUAGGACGAAAAUGGAGAGGCCAAGUUGGUCAAUAUGGUUUCUUCUUCUUCACUGCAGGUUUCUUUUCACUUCCCUUAAUUGCUUACCCUAACAGAACAUCAUGGAGAAACAUCUACAAAUUCCUCUCCCUUCUCCCCUUCCUUUACUCCAUUUUGAUCCUUCCUUUUGUUUCUGAAUCACCUCGUUGGCUCAUCAUUAGGGGAAGAAACAAGGAAGCUAUGGAAAUCUUAAACAAGUUGGCUAGAUUGAAUGGGAAGAAACUCCCACAUAAUUUGACAAUCUCAAAUUCAUCCACCAACAUAAGUGAUGAAAACCAGAAGAGCUUGUGGAGUGCAAGAUGGGCUGCUAGAAGGAUGUUAACAGUUAUGAUUGCAGGUUUUGGAGUUGGGUUUGUAUACUAUGGCAUUCAAUUAAACGUUGAGAACUUAAGCUUCAAUCUCUACUUCACGGUUGCACUAAACGCACUUAUGGAAAUUCCGGCUGUAUUCAUGGGAGGUGUGCUUCUAAGCUUCAUGGACCGCCGUGUUCUAACCUCGGCAUCAGCUUACAUCGCCGGAACUUCAUGUAUACUCUGUGUCUUCUUAUCUAGAAAGAGCACAGGCAAAGAAGCUGCUAAGAAUAGCUGGUCUCAGUUAACUAUAGAAGCAAUUGGAUUCAUGGGAGCUUCAACAGCAUUCGAUGUACUCUACAUUUACUGUGUUGAGUUGUUUCCGACAAAUGUCAGGAAUUUCGCGGUAUCAAUGUUGCGUCAAGCACUGAUGUUGGGAGCAUCAAUUGCUCCACUUCUGGUAGUGUUAGGCCGUUUGAGUCCAUCAAUUUCUUUCCUGGUAUUUGGGGUCCUUGCAAUUUUAAGUGGGAUUGUGACAAUGUGGCUUCCUGAGACGAGGAAUUCUCCCCUGUACGAGACAUUGGAACAGCAAGAGGAGGAGGAAAAGCUAACUGCAUCCUCUGAUUGUGAGAUAGAACUUGGAAAGCACUAAUUAGCUUUUUAAAGAUCUUUAAGUCCUGGUCUCCCAUUCCU